AGAUGCUUCGUGAAAUAUUUAGCAUUUAAUUGAAAUUUUGCGCACAAGUGAUAACGUCAGACAAAUUAGAACGCAAGACGGAAACCCGUUUCUAAUUUCUUGGGAAAUUUAACUUUUUUAUCUUAACAACUUUAUUUUUGAGUCCGCGAGUAAAUAGAAACAAAAGUAGUCAACAUGGUGAAAUUACUGGAUAAAGUAUGUUGCAUGAGUCUUCGCACGGCUGGUUUAGUUAUAGGCUGGCUUAAUGAGGUGGGAUGCGCAAUAGCUUUCAUUGUAUUUGCCUAUGUAAUAGGCUAUUCUGAUACAGUCGCUGAUUACCUCUUGCGGAUGUGGCAUAUUCCUAUUAAUCAAAAAUCUCAUGCUGAAGUUAAUUCAAGUGUUGUCCUGUUUGUCAGCAUUUACAUAGUUGCUGUGUUAAUCAGUGCUGUGCUAUCAGGUUUGCUCAUCUGGGGUAUUAAAAAGAAUCGCCCUUCGAUGAUUUUGCCCUGGGUGAUCGUUAAUGGUAUUGGCAUAGUUGGUAAAAUUUUAAACUUAUUCGGUGCUAUAUAUGGCUUGCUCGCAGGUGCAACCGGCGGUAUUGAAAGGUUCUUCUUAUCACUGUUGGCAUUCGUCAUUUACUUCUAUGCAUUUUGGGGUAUCUUCUCACUCUACAAGCAUAUGCAAAUACACAAGAUUACUGGACACUCUCUGUAGAAGCUUGCCGAAUCCUCUUCGAAUAUCAGUUUGUCGACUUUAUAAUUAUAUCGAAUAUAAACAUUCCUGCAUAUAAACGUUUGAUUAUUUGCCUAUAAGUACUUGUUAUAUAAUGUAUUUAAACAAAUUGUAUUCGCUUCAUAUUAUACUCGUACAUUAUUAUUAAC
Drosophila albomicans is the source of this 860-nucleotide messenger RNA. RefSeq lists its product as uncharacterized. The record is from RefSeq and is a predicted model, not a curated record. The transcript has 5 exons. The coding region runs from base 175 to 693 and encodes 172 amino acids. NCBI's taxonomy places the organism in Eukaryota, Metazoa, Arthropoda, Insecta, Diptera, Drosophilidae.